AUGGAGCUACCCAUUCCCAAUAAGGUGAAAAAGCUGUGGGAUUCAUGGGAUCUCCGGGUAUGUAUUCUGGUGAGCCUUGUAUUACAGGUUUUCCUGAUGCUUUUUGCAUCUUUCAGGCAAAGAUGCAGAAGCAAAUUGCUUCUCGUGUUCAUCUGGUUCGCUUACUUGCUUGCCGAUUGGAUUGCUGCUGUUGCUAUCGGACUCAUCACCAAAAGCCAAGGCAACCAUUGUGACCAUGAAGGACAUCAAGACUUUUUGGCAUUCUGGGCUUCCUUUCUUUUGCUGCAUCUCGGCGGUCCGGAUAGCAUUACAUCUUUUGCUCUCGAGGACAAUGAAUUCUGGCUCAGACACUUGUUUGGCCUUAUUUUGCAGUUUCUUGCUGCUCUUUACAGCUACUUUUUGACACUUCCUGAUAACAAGCUACGGUUUCCAACGGCCAUAAUAUUGGUCGUCGGAACUAUUAAGUUUGCCGAGAGAACGGCUGCUCUGUAUCUUGCAAGCUUGGAACAUUUUGGCGAGACUGUCAGGCCAAAGCCUAAUCCUGGACCUGACUAUGAAAAAACUGAGGCAGUUUACUCUUCAAUAAGGUGGGUUCGAGUAACAAUUCCAACACAGGCAGCUGAGACAACGACCACUACUGCCGGGAAUGAUAAAGAUCCUACAUCUUGUGCUGAUCCUCAGGACAUUUCAGAAUCGGAUGAGUUCAAACUGCUGGAGAAAGCGCAUGAACAUUUUGAGAGCUUCAAGGGACUUAUCAUUGGCAUCCUUCUGAGCUCCAAUGUUCGAGAAUCCAGCCGGAGUUUCUUCCUCAGAAGAUCUGCAGAUGAAGCGUUUAGAUUAGUAGAGAACGAGCUCAACUUCAUCUACGAUGUUCUUCACACCAAGAUUGUUGUGGUGCGUAACAAAUUUGGAUAUACCAUUCGAUUUUUAAGUAGCUGUUCUGUUUUUGGUGCCUUUUUGUUGUUUUACUGUGCUGCUGAGAAAUACAAUAUGUCUCCCAAGUUUGACACCGUCCUCACUUAUUCCUUGCUCAGCGGAGCAAUGGCGCAAGAUAUGAUAUCUGUCUUUAAGCUUAUUUUUUCUGAUUGGACACUUAUCAUCCUCAAUAGCAGCUUGAGAAAAUGUGUUCCCUCAAUUAUUCUGAAAAAAUCGAGGUGGUCGGGUUCGGUCUCACAGUACAAUAUCAUAAACUAUUGUUUAGAUGAACGUCCAAAGUGCCUUUACACAUUGGGUGGCUAUCUAUAUUGCAAGGGAAUUCUUGAAAACGUGAAAAUCUGGUGGUGUCAAUCCUCCAAGACCGUUGAUACAAAACUAAAACUCUUCAUUUUCAACGAGCUGCGAGUGAAAUCUCGGGCUGCAAACAACUUGAGUGCUGCAGUAGAAGCAUGUGCGCAGAGGGGUAUUUGGGCUCUCUUGCAGAAUUCCAGCAGCUAUAACAAACUCAAAUGGAGCAUCUUGGAGUUUCAGUAUGCUGAAAGCUUACUUGUCUGGCAUAUAGCUACUGAAAUUUGCUAUCUGAGUGCCGAGAGUACAAAAUUACCAGAUGAUGGUAGUAAAGAAAUUUGCAAGGUCCUUUCAGAUUACAUGUUCUAUAUAAUGGUUGCACAGCCAGCAAUGGUGGCACCGGUUAUGGGAAAUUGGCACAUAGCAUUCCAAGAUACUUGUGCAGAGGCUAAUAGAUACUUCAAUAAGUUUUCAAGAUGUGAACAUAUGGAAGCCUGCGGUAGAAUUUUGAAAGUGGAAACAAAAUCCAGACCAGCUGAUGUGAAAGGAAAUGUAAGUAAAUCCGUGUUGUUUGAUGGAUGCAUACUAGCUAAAGAGCUUAUAAAUCUGGAUACAGAUCGAUGGAAACUAAUGAGCAGAGUGUGGUUGGAAUUAUUGUCCUAUGCUGCUAUUAAUUGCAGGCCAAUUGUACAUGCCCAGCAACCCAGUAGGGGUGGAGAACUUUUGACUAUCACUUGGUUGCUAAUGAAUCAUUUGGGCUUGGGAACACAGUUCUUUGAGCAUGAACAGCAAGCUGGAACAAAGAAGGUUGGAGUGAAGUAA
This is a messenger RNA of Ziziphus jujuba (common jujube), 2046 nucleotides long. RefSeq lists its product as uncharacterized. The transcript has a single exon. The record is from RefSeq and is a predicted model, not a curated record. Lineage: Eukaryota; Viridiplantae; Streptophyta; Magnoliopsida; Rosales; Rhamnaceae. Bases 1 to 2046 code for a protein of 681 amino acids.